Actinia tenebrosa (Australian red waratah sea anemone) is the source of this 2787-nucleotide messenger RNA. RefSeq lists its product as uncharacterized. Lineage: Eukaryota; Metazoa; Cnidaria; Anthozoa; Actiniaria; Actiniidae. The record is from RefSeq and is a predicted model, not a curated record. Gene Ontology annotation, molecular function: signaling receptor activity; protein binding. Gene Ontology annotation, biological process: positive regulation of canonical NF-kappaB signal transduction; positive regulation of JNK cascade.
UUGAACUGGAAGAACAUGUCCACCCACUCAUGCUCAUGGCCCGGAAUUUGUAGUAAGGAGCUUAUCAUGUACAUUCACUGUAACUGUGAUUGUCAUUGAAACCACCUUAUUAGCUGAUACAGURAAGAUAGACGGUCAGUUUUAGUUUCGUUUCCCUUUCUUUCCUGAACGACACACCACGCUACUAACUGGACGUCUCGCUUGUCACCCGGCCCUUCUCUUCAGACUUGCCGUCAGAUUUCAUUGCUUGGAGCAGCCUCUCUUGCUCUUCUUAGUCUAAAACACACUAUUUGCAUGUAAUGUCACUAAUAAUGGAAUCUUCAUUUUGUUUUGCUGUCUUUGUUGCUGCUGUUGUUCUGUAUGCUCAGAUGAGCCUAGCACUGGCUGGUGGUCUAUCACUUUCAGAUUGUGAGGAUUACCAAUAUACAAUCAAUAAUGGCAAUCAAUGCUUCGACUGUCCCGCAUGUCCCGCGGGACAAGAGUACACCCUGCACUGUGGAUAUAUAGAGAAAAAUGGAAACAUAACAAGACCAAAAGAUAACAAAGAAUGUGAAGACUGCCCUUCUCAUCAUUACAAAAGCAGUAAAUCUCAAAACAUGUGUGACGAAUGCAAGAGGAAAUGUCCAAAAGGAAAAAAAAUGAUUCACCCGUGUAACAAGACACAUGACAUGAAAUGCACCAAGUGUCCAAAGGGUUUUUUCACUGAGUCUGAUGGCAGUUGUACGCGUUGCUCUCCAUGUUGUGGAACACCAACGGCUUACACACRUKAUUCUGUAGAARAGGAAUGCGAAAWKGCUGGGAUGAUGUCAUGUUCUUGUCGCCCUUUACGUUGUUCUGACAAAAAAUYCGCGGAAGAUUGUAAGAAAGGAUUUUUGAAGUUUUUAACAGGAAGUCCUUCCAAAAAGAUGUCGUCUCCUCCAACGAUCAUUAGUACGACUAAAAAAGACAACGAAAACAACACAACAAUAAAACCGAAAAGUCCAACUACAAAGACACAGAAAAACACCAUUCCUGUAUUACAAUCUCAAAAUGACCAAAAGAAAGAAGAUAAUGAAGAAAGUUUUUUUACUGGUUGGCUGGUCGCUACCGUGAUUGGCAUAGUUCUCCUUGCGACCAUCUUUUUUCAUAUGCUAAAGCAUUUUAACAUCUUGAAGAGGAUAAAAGUUCUUCUCAGACCCCGCGAACGAGAMGUAGAAGACGAUACCUCUAACUCAGUGAUCACAGUCGAAGAAAGAUUUGAAGCACCAGCUCCACCAGUUAUCACAAAUUACGCUCAAAGGAUCUUACCAGAGGAAGAAAUGGAGAGCCAAUCAGAUCACAUGAUGCAUGACCGCUCCAAUGUUUCUACAAGUGAUCUUGAUUAUGAUGAGUUUGCUUAUCAUGAUCCAUGGGUCUAUCGUGAUUCCACCGACCUAGGCGCGGUCCAAAUGAGGCCAAUGAGAUGGCUGCCUACCAGAGCAGAGGUGGCUAUGAAUCCAGAAUAUGGAGAGUAUAUCGAAAUACUGAGAUGUGAAGAUAUUGCGGAUGACUGUCUUUCCACCCAAGGAAACAAUUCAGGAAGUUUACAACAACUAGAUGAAUCAUCCAUAUCCCGAGAGGUAGUAUCAAAUGAACCASCACCUCCACAUACAGAAGAUAGAAAGGAGGUCAUGAAGGUUAACUUGGAUAAUAAACCUGGACAAGAACAUAGUGAUAGUGAAGAGCCACGUACGUCCAUCCCUGCUACUGCAAGUGGAGAAAAUACUGUUAUCAUAGCAACAGGACAACAUCGUGGGAUGAUCAGUGACGAAUUCAUUAGGAAAGAAUUCUCGAAGGGAAAACGAGAUAAAGUUAGUUCAAAUGGAAAACGAAGAAAGAAACAGCCAGAAAAAAAGAAGACAAGGAGAACACUGGAUGACAAUGGUCUGGAAAGUGAAGAUGUUUUAAGGUGCACGUGUGGUCCCCCCUGUUCGUAUCGACCUUAUGUUCGCGAAACAAAGCUUUGUCAUUGUGAAGAUUGUGUUCCCCAACCAACAGAUGACUUGUACAAUAUAAUAGAAAGAAGAUGUUUACGAGCAGAAAUCUGCAAAGAAUUGAACAAGAAAGGUGUCCCCAAUUGGAGAGAGUUAUGUACGUACAUUCGAAUUGAUAAAGAAAUAACAAGCGUCGAAAAGGAAGAGAAUCCCGCUGAGAUAGUACUCAAUAAGCUAAAAACAUCUCGCCCGCGGUUAAAACUGGAAGACUUCAGUCUUAUACUGAACAGGAUCAAACGCCAGGACAUCAUGGAAAUGAUCAUGCAGCAUCACGUUAAAUGCAUGUUAUGUAGACGUAACUCAUUUGAUGGUAGUCUAGUAAAUGUCCAUACAGUAUCAGAUACCAGUACUACGUGGAUCGCAUCAAAAUUAUCCCCAUAACAACAUUACGUUAACAGUAUAGGUUAUGUAGACGCAGCUCAUUUGAUGGUAGUCUAGUAAAUGUCCAUACAGUAUCAGAUUCCAGUACUACGUGGAUCGCAUCAAAAUUAUCCCCAUAACAACAUUACGUUAACAGUAUAGGUUAUGUAGACGYAGCUCAUUUGAUGGUAGUCUAGUAAAUUUGUGGCCAUACAGUGUCAGAUCCCAUUGCUACAGGGAUUGCAUCUAAAGCAUGUUUACGGGGAUAGCGUAACGCCUUUACAGGCAACUUGCUAAAUGGAUUUUAGAGUCCUGGUUUGGCUUUUUAUGAAUGGAGUUCUCUUAGAAUUACAGGGUACAAAGGUUGCAAGGGGAGGGCUGGACCUACAAAAACAUUGGUCAGUUCAGGGGGAAA